This is a messenger RNA of Cicer arietinum (chickpea), 2919 nucleotides long. Its product is annotated as cysteine-rich receptor-like protein kinase 19. Gene Ontology annotation, molecular function: ATP binding; protein serine/threonine kinase activity. Gene Ontology annotation, biological process: defense response to bacterium; protein phosphorylation. Gene Ontology annotation, cellular component: plasma membrane. The record is from RefSeq and is a predicted model, not a curated record. NCBI's taxonomy places the organism in Eukaryota, Viridiplantae, Streptophyta, Magnoliopsida, Fabales, Fabaceae.
UUGCCUACGUGAAUAAUUAAACACAUACGGGCCAUAGUUGUAGUAUUGAAUGCUCUCAAACAUCACCAUAUCCAUGACUAAUUUCCAAAACAUUCUUUACCUCUUCACCCUUGUUAUCUUUUUCAAAACUUUUGCAUCCACUAAUUCAUGGGAUGACCCUUUUUUCAUAUACCAAUAUUGCUCAAGCAAUAGAACCACAUCAAAUACAUCCUUCCAGUUAAACCUUCACACCCUUCUAUCUUCCUUAUCAUCCAAAGCCACAACCAACACAAAUACAAAAUUCUACAACACAACUUUCAUUGGAAACAACCCUUUUGAUACAAUCUAUGGCAUGUUCAUGUGUAGAGGUGAUGUUCCCUCUCAACUUUGUCAACAAUGUAUAGUAAAUGCAACACAAAGACUUUCCUUGCAAUGUUCUUUGUCAAAAGAAGGUGUUGUUUGGUAUGAGGAAUGCAUGGCUUGGUAUUCAACAACCUUUAUCUUCUCAACUAUGGCAACAACAACCCCAAAUAUUUACUUGUUGAACACUGACAAAGUCUCAAACAUAAAAAAUUUCAUGAGUUUAUUGUUUUCUACAAUGAACAAAACUGCAAAUGAAGCAUCUUUUGGUGACACAAAAUUUGCAUCAAAUGAAAAUACUAUAUCAAAAUUUCAAACCCUUUAUUGUUUAGCUCAAUGCACACCAAAUUUGUCACCACAUGAUUGUAGAACAUGUCUAAGUGGAUUGAUAGAUGAACUUCCAAUUUGUUGUGAAGGAAGAAUUGGAGGUAGAGUUUUAAAUCCAAGUUGUAAUAUUAGGUAUGAAUUUUAUCCUUUUUAUCUUUCAACUAUUGAUUCAUCAAAGCCUAUAUCACAAAUUCUAUUUCCUCAAACAAAAAAUUCAAGUGAUGAUUCAAUGUUUUUAGAACAUCCUUUUUACCUUUCACACAAUUGUUCUUUUAGUAACAAAACCAUUACUUUUAACAACACUUUCAAAGUUCACCUCACUACCCUGUUAUCUUACUUGUCUUCUAAUGCCACUAAAAGCUUAUUUUAUAAAGUUGAUGUGGCUAAUAAAGUUUUUGGCCUCUUCAUGUGUCGUGGUGAUGUUGCUUUUCCUUUAUGUGAACAAUGUGUGCAAAAUGCAACAUAUCAAAUAAAAUCAAAGUGUCAUUCAUUUCAAGAGGCUAUAAUUUGGUAUAGUCAUUGUAUGAUUAGAUAUUCAUAUUGGAAUUUCUUUUCCAUAGUGGACAAAAGUCAUGUGUUUUAUGAGAUGAAUGUGACUAGUGACUCUAGUCCAAAUAAAGAGAGAAACUUGUUCAAUUUUGAAAUAUCAAAUGCACUAUCAAAAGUGGCAAUUAUGGCAAGGGAUAGUGGUGAGAGAUUUGGAACAAAAUCAAUCAAAUUGAAUGAUUUACAAACACUUUAUACACUCGGUCAAUGUACAAAAGAUUUGACUAGUGAUGAUUGCAAAGGUUGUUUGGGAGAUAUUAUGGGAAAUGGAAUUGCUUGGCCUUAUUUGGGAAGUGUAGGUGGAAGAGUUCUCUAUCCAAGCUGCAAUUUGAGGUUUGAAUUGUUCCAAUUUUACAAAGAGAAUGACAAAGCUAGCAAACCAAUAAUUAAUCAUUCUACAUCAGGAAAAAGGAGAAACUGGUCGCGAACAAUUAUCUUGAUUGUUGUGCUGACACUUGUUUUAGUGAUACUCUUCUUUGUUGGUUGUUAUUUACUAAAGAGACAAGCAAGAAGGAAUUUUAAAACUAUUCUCGGAGAAAACUUUGGUCAUGAAGGUGCAGCUUUAGAGCCAUUACAAUUUCAUUUAGCUUUAAUUGAAGCAUCAACCAACAACUUUUCAAAUGAAAAUUACAUUGGCAAGGGUGGAUUUGGAGAAGUUUACAAAGGCAUACUUUUGGAUGGAAGACAGAUAGCGGUAAAAAGACUCUCGAAAAGCUCUAUGCAAGGUGCAGAUGAGUUCAAGAAUGAAGUUUUGUUGAUAGCCAAACUUCAACAUAGAAAUCUAGUGGCGUUCAUUGGUUUUUGCCUUGAAGAACAAGAGAAAAUACUUAUCUAUGAAUACGUGCCGAAUAAAAGCCUUGAUCACUUUUUAUUUGGCAAGCAAGGUCCAAUGUUUUUAAGUUGGUUCCAACGAUACAACAUUAUAAGAGGAAUUGCUCAAGGAAUUCUUUAUUUACAUGAGCAUUCUCGACUUAAAGUCAUUCAUCGUGAUCUUAAACCUAGUAAUAUUCUAUUAGAUGAAAAUAUGAUUCCAAAAAUAUCUGAUUUUGGUCUUGCUAGAAUUGUUGAAUUAAACCAAGAUAAGGAAAAUACAAAUAGAAUCGUUGGAACGUUGGGCUAUAUGUCUCCAGAAUAUGCAAUGUUCGGACAAUUUUCUGACAAAUCAGAUGUUUAUAGUUUUGGAGUCAUGGUUUUAGAAAUUAUUACUGCAAAGAAGAAUGUAUGUUCUUAUGAAUCAACUAUCGGUGAUAGCCUCCUGAAAUAUGUUUGGAGACAAUGGAGGGAUCAAAUACCUUUAAGCAUACUAGACCCAAAUAUUAAAGAAAGAUUUUCUGAAAUUGAAAUAAUUAAAUGCAUUCAAAUUGGUUUAUUGUGUGUUCAACAACUCCCUGAAACUAGACCAUCAAUGGCAACCAUUGUUUCAUAUCUUAACAAUGACUUUAUUGAAUUGCCAACUCCUAAGGAAUCUGCAUUUUUCUUCCAUGGCCAAAUGGAUGCAAUAGCUAUUCAACAAGAUUCAAGUUCUAGUCAUUAUAUCAAUAACACUACAACUUGUUCGAUCAAUGACUUGUCUAUGUCUCAAUUUCUUCCUCGAUAGUAUGCUAAUUUUUUGUUGUUGUUGAUGUGUCUAUGUUGAGUUAGACAAUAUAUUGAUAUGCCUUUUAAAUUUUUAUCUUAAUGGUAAUUUGAUAUUUUUAUGUUUUAUUA